Molecule: messenger RNA, 5294 nt
Organism: Austrofundulus limnaeus
Lineage: Eukaryota; Metazoa; Chordata; Actinopteri; Cyprinodontiformes; Rivulidae
Gene: nid2a
Product: nidogen 2a (osteonidogen)
Biological process (GO): cell-matrix adhesion
Cellular component (GO): basement membrane
Molecular function (GO): calcium ion binding
Source: RefSeq, a predicted model, not a curated record
GUGGCCACCAACGGCAUCAUCUCGGCUCAGGACCUACCGAUGGAAAAGCAAUACGUCGACGAUGGAUUCCCCACAGAUUUUCCUGCGGUCGCUCCGUUCCUUGCUGACAUCGACACCAGCGGAGGGCGAGGACAGAUUUAUUACCGAGUGACCGAAACGCCCAGCGUGCUCAACAGAGUGGCCCACGAGGUCCAUCGAGGCUUCCCAGACGCAAAAUUCACGCCCACACACGCAGUGGUAGCCACGUGGGAAAAUGUCGCUGCGUACGAAGACCAUACUCAAAAGACUUGGCUCUCAAACAAGGUCAACACAUUCCAAGCGGUGAUCGGUUACGAUGAGACCGACUCGUACGUCCUCUUCCUUUACCCUGAUGGAGGUCUGAACUUUUUUACGACGCGACACAAGGAGUCAUAUAAUGUUAAUAUUGAGCUUCCUGCCAGAGUUGGAUURAGUAAAGGAGAAACCGUAUUUCUUUUCAUCUCCCGGUUUGAGGGACCUUUCUACAGCGUUACCACUGAUGAAGAUAGUGUUAAAAGUUUAUACCAGGUUGGUAAUACUGGGACUCCAGGUGUUUGGCUUUUCCACACGGGGAGCCGUUACUCUUUCAACAACAUCGUUCCUGCAUCCAUCGGUGGACUCCUUGCUACGCUGCGUCCUGAAGACCCCUCCCCGGAAACCACCACCCCUGAAUACGAGUUAGACUACACAGAUAAUACGUUUGCAGCAGGGUCCCAAGAGGAAGUGGACAGCUUUGCUCUGACAGAGGACUCUGAUCAUCAGGUGUCAUACAAUGAGGAAAAUGUACCGGAACCCAGGUUCAGUUCAGAACCAGCAGAGAGGCAAAAUGCUCCCCUUGAUCGUUCGCAGAUGUCCUCAGAGGGACGCACUGAACAGCUUCAAGAACAGCAACCACAGCUUCCACUAGAGGUGGUGGAUGUGUACCCCGCUGAGAGAGAAGAACCACCCCUGUCCCCUGGAGGCCAUGUGGUCAGUGUGGACGAAGAUGUGGACUUUGACACAGGAGUGAUUCAGUACACUACAGAAAACAAGGAAACAUGUGCCGGAUUCCAGCAGCAGUGUUCCCAGAAUGCUUUUUGUUCCGACUACGCCACUGGAUUUUGCUGUCACUGCCARCCGGGCUUCUAUGGGAAUGGCCGCCAGUGUCUACCCGACGGUGCUCCUCAAAGAGUUAGCGGGAAGGUGAGCGGUACGGUGACUGUAGGACUGACUGCAGUCCGGCUGAACAACAUCGAUCUUCACGCCUACAUCGUGGUCGGAGAUGGACGAGCGUACACUGCCAUCAGUCAGGUUCCUGAACCCGUGGGCUGGGCCCUGAUGCCAGUUUCACCGAUUGGAGAACUUUURGGAUGGCUCUUUGCGUUGGAGCUGCCCAACAGCCAAGCAGGUUUUAAAGUCACAGGUGCUGAGUUCAGCCGUCAUGURGAGGUGCUGUUUAACCCUGGAAACCAGCGCCUGUCAAUCGUUCAAARGGGCCACGGCCUCGACGAGCACAACCACCUCCGAGUGGAUACUGUCAUCAAUGGAAACGUGCCUUUGCUGCCGCCUGGAGCUGAAGUUACCAUGGAGCCCUUCAAGGAGAUCUACCAGUACUACCCAUCGGUCAUCACCUCCACCUCUGUGAGGGAGUUUACGGUGGUUUCAGCAGAGCGAGGCUCCGAGUCCUUCACCUUCCACCUGAAACAGAACAUCACCUACCGCGACUGUCGCCACCACAACCGCGCCGGCGUCCCAGAGACCCUGCAGAUCACCAUGGAGAGGGUGUUUGUGAUGUAUGUCAAGGAGGAGCGGAUACUGAGAUACGCCAUCACUAAUAAGAUCAGUCAAGUGGGAGCUGACUCCUCAGAAGAUGAACUUGUCAACCCCUGCUACUCCGGGAACCACGACUGUGACACCACAGCCCAGUGCAUCCCCCUGGAGGGCCUAAGCUUCCGUUGCCAGUGUGCUACUGGUUACAGAGGAGAUGGACACAACUGUUAUGAUGUCGAUGAGUGUGCAGAGGGUCUGAGCUCAUGCGGUGAGAACUCGCAGUGUGUGAAUCUUCCUGGUAGCCACCGCUGCCAGUGCCAGAGGGGUUUCGAGUUUGGAUACGACCGGCGUACCUGUGUUGACAUUGAUGAGUGCAGUUCCUCUCCUUGUCACAUAAACGCCAGGUGUGUGAAUGAGCUGGGAUCUUUCCACUGUCAGUGCCUGCCCGGAUUUCAUGGCAGCGGUUUCCACUGCUCAGAACUCACAGGUCGCCCAAAGAGCCAGUGUGAGCAGCACAGAGACAGUCUGCAGAGUGGAGGACCUGAUGGACGUCCCAGUGUUGGAGCCUACAUUCCUCAGUGUGAUUCUGACGGGCUGUACCAACCACAGCAGUGCCACAGCUCUACAGGAUAUUGUUGGUGUGUGGACAGUAGAGGACAGGAGAAACCAGGAACCAGGACUCCACCUGGUACCGCUUCUUUAGACUGUGAUGCUACAGACGAGACAGAACCUCUUAAAACUCAGUGUGAGCACCACAGGGACAGCGUUCAGACCACCAGUCCAGAUGGACAUCCUCUUGAUGGAGCUUAUGUCCCUCAGUGUGACGGAGAGGGACAGUACACACCACUUCAGUGUCAUGGUUCUACUGGACAUUGUUGGUGUGUGGACAGUAAGGGACAGGAGAGACCAGGAACCAGGACCCCACCUGAUGAGCCAGAUCGUCCUAAGACUCUAUGUGAGCACCACAGAGACAGCAUUCAGACCACCAGUCCAGAUGGACAUCCUCUACUUGGAGCCUAUGUCCCUCAGUGUGAUGAACAUGGACACUAUCAUCUACAGCAGUGUCAUGGUUCUACCGGACAUUGUUGGUGUGUGGACCAUAAAGGACAGGAGAGACCUGGAACCAGGACUCCACCUGGUACACCACAUGUAGACUGCAGCAGAGCAGAGCAUCCCAAGACUCAGUGUGAGCACCACAGAGACAGUGUUCAGACCACCAGUCCAGAUGGACAUCCUCUACUUGGAGUUUAUGUCCCUCAGUGUGAUGAACAUGGACAUUAUCAUCCACAGCAGCUAUCAUCCACAGCAGUGUCAUGGUUCUACUGGACAUUGUUGGUGUGUGGACAGUAGGGGACAGGAGAGAGCAGGAACCAGGACUCCGCCUGGUGAACCACAUGUAGACUGCAGUAGAGCAGAUGAGCCUGAUCGUCCCAYGACUCAGUGUGAGCAUCACAGGGAUGGUGUUCAAACCACCAGUCCAGAUGGACGUCCUCUACUUGGAGCCUAUGUUCCUCAAUGUGAUGAACAUGGACACUAUCAUCCACAGCAGUGUCAUAGUUCUACCGGACAUUGUUGGUGUGUGGACAGUAGUGGACAGGAGAGACCAGGAACCAGGACUCCACCUGGUGAACCACGUGUAGACUGCAGCGGAGCAGAUCAUUCAGAGCAUCCAAAGACGUCCUGUGAACGCCACAAGGAGAGAGCACAGGCCACUAUUUCAGGGGGAUACCCUGUAGCUGGAGCUUAUGUCCCCCAGUGUGACACUGAUGGACACUACAUACCACUACAGUGCUAUGGUUCCAGUGGACACUGCUGGUGUGUUGACCAGAAUGGACAGGAGAGACCAGGAACCAGGACUCCCCCUGGUACACCACCAAAAGACUGUGAUAAAUCAGAUCGUCCCAAGACUCAGUGUGAGCACCACAGAGACAGUGUUCAGACCACUGGUUCGGAUGGACACCCUGUCCUAGGAGCCUAUGUCCCUCAGUGUGAUGAACAUGGACACUAUCAAACACAACAGUGCCACGGUUCUACUGGACAUUGUUGGUGCGUGGACCACAUUGGUCAGGAAAGACCAGGAACCAGGACUCCACCAGGAACACGACAUGUGGACUGCGAUAAUCCAGAGCCUGUAGCUCCUACCAGCCGCCCUGAGAGCGUGUGUGAGCGAUGGAGGGCCAGCUUGAUGGAACAUUAUGGCGGGAAACCAGAUCCACAGCAAUAUUUGCCUCAGUGCGAGGCUGAUGGAGAGUUCAGUCCGGUCCAGUGUUAUGGAGAGACCACCUACUGUUGGUGCGUAGACCAGGACGGACGYGAAGUCUCCGGCACUCGAUCUCACGAUGCAGUCAAACCUGCAUGCCUCCCAACGGUGACCCCACCCACAACUCYUCCUUUGCCCCGCCCAGAUGUGACGCCACCGUCUAAUGCUGACAUUACACUACUGUACGCUCAGGGGCAGAAAAUAGGAGCACUGCCGCUCAACGGGACCAGACUGGAGGUGUCCAGGUCCAAAACACUGUUGACUCUGCACGGCUCCAUCGUUGUUGGAAUCGCUUAUGACUGCAAGGAAAAUCAAGUCUAUUGGACGGAUUUGUCUGCGAGAACCAUUAACAGAGCUUCCAUGGUGUCUGGGGCUGAGCCCGAGAUACUCAUUAACUCAAAUCUCGUCAGUCCAGAAGGUCUGGCGGUAGAUGUCAAGCGUAGGUUGAUGUUCUGGGUCGACUCCACCCCCGAUGUGAUCGAAAGCGCCAACUUGGACGGCAGCGAGAGACGAAUUCUGUUUGACACCGACCUGGUCAACCCUCGAGCCAUCAUCGUGGUGUCGUCCACCGGGACUCUGUAUUGGACUGACUGGAACAGAGAGGCUCCAAAGAUCGAGAGCUCGUCUGUGGAUGGUCAGGACCGCAGGGUGGUGGUGUCAGAUGGCAUCGGUUUGCCAAAUGCUCUAACCUACGACUUCUCUUCUGGACAGAUCUGCUGGGCCGACGCAGGUACCAAACGGUUAGAGUGUGUGUCUCCAAACGGCUCKGGACGAAAAGUGAUCCAUCCCAACCUGAACUACCCCUUCAGCAUGGUUUACUAUCAGAACCACUUCUACUACACGGACUGGAGGAGGGAUGGAGUGAUCGCCGUCAGCAAAGACAGCAGUAAGUUCACUGAUGAAUACCUGCCCGAGCAGAGAUCACACCUGUACGGCAUUGCCAUAGCAACCAACUACUGUCUACCAGGGAACCACUAACGACUAGGMGUCCGGCAGCUACGGCGGGGUCUUUUGGUGCUAAACAUCUGUGGGGACAGAAGACAGCGUCCCCUCAGAGCAGACAGCAGGACGGCUUCCCGAAGCCGGAUCAGAGCCAACUGUCUCACCUUCAAAUUAUAACCCAAAGUUUUGUAAAUUUGUGUCAUACCUCAUUUUUAAUGUUUUUUUUUCUACUGUAAUUUUUGUAUUUUGAUGUUUUUCUAUUGAAGCUACAGUCAAUUUGUUUUCUGAAGCCAAAGAACGGCCACAUAAAGCUUUUUACAGAAAA